AUGAUUGACCCAAUUGAUAAAAUUAUUGAAGAAACAUUUGUUUAUAAAAUUGACAUGCUUCAUAAUCUUUCAUUAUCAUCUAAUGCAUCAAUGAUUCGUUACGCUUUAGCAUAUAAAGACUUUAAUCCUAAUGAAAAAUAUCCAGAAGAAGAAAAUGUGGAAUCAAGUUUUGAAUUAACGAAAAAGUAUUGGAAAUAUAAAAUUGAAUCAUAUAAGAAACAAGAUGAAAAAGCAGAAAGAGAUACCAAAAAUAAUGUUUCAAUGGAUGAUUUUCAAUACUAUCACGAUUUAAUCCUUUCAUCUAAAUGCAAAAUGUGUGGUAAAGCGUUUACAUAUGCAAAUAAACCAACAUUAGAUAGAAUCGAUAAUGAAAAACCACAUACCAAAGAAAAUUGUCAGUUAAUGUGUUGUUAUUGUAAUGUUAUUAAAUCAAAUAAAGAUGAAGAAGUUCAACGUUUAAGAAUCAAUUUAAGAAAUUAUGCAUUAAAAAAUAAUUUACCAAUGACUUUAGAUUCAGUUGAAGCUUAUCACAUCCUCCGUAAUGGAAUUACUGGUGGUUUAUCAAAUGUUCAACAUAGAGUAAAUCUUAAAGGAAUCACACACAUUAAUAAACUUUCAUAUAAUCCAGAAACCAAAACUGUAUCAAAUGAGGACACCACCAACAUUAUGACUCAUUUCGUUGGUGUUGAUUUCAAUUCAUUAUAUCCUUCAUCAUUUUCAUCUAAUCCUCAUGAUUUCAUUCAAUAUACUGACCAUAAAAUGUAUAUGCCGGGAAGAUUGAAUGGUGUUAUCAUUUGUGAUACAGCAACAAAGAAAGCAAAAGCACUGGGAAUAAUUAAGAAGAAAAAUACUUUAUUCGUUGCUGAAGUAAAGGGUCACAUUGAUGAAAAAUACAUUAAUGAUUACAUAAACUUUUUACCGAUAAUAAGAAACUUAGAUAUUAUCACAGAUGAAAAAACAAUUGGCAGUUUUAUGUAUAAUUACAUGAAAUCAAACAAUCUACCAGUUGACCAGAAACAGAGGAAAUUAACUCAAUUAGCAUCAACACACAAUCAAUAUCAACCAUUUUCUUCUUAUUAUCUUUGGUAUCUAAUAGACAGAUUUCAUUUUAUCAUCGAUGAUAUUCAAUCAAUUUUAACAUUUACGAAAAAUACUUGUUUUAAUGAAUUUGCGAACAAAUUUAUGAACGAAAGACAAAAGGCUGAAUUAGAAGGAAAUAAAGGAAAAAGUUUAUUUUGCAAAAUUUCACUUAAUGGAUCAUAUGGUUACGAUGCAAUGAAUACACAAAAUUACGCAAAGACUAAAAUAAUGAAUGCACAGAAGGCACGCGUUGCAUGUAUGUCAAAUAAGUUUAAAAACAUAAGAGAAAUAGGUGAAGAUACAUAUCAAGUGAUGCUCAAAGAUAGAUUUUAUAGAUGCGAAACAUGUUUACAAGAGGCAUUCUUCACUUUAGAUAAUGCUAAAUACUGGUAUUUAGUUUUCAUUUAUGAUUUUAUGUAUAAAUGCUUGGAUGUUAAUCGUUUUCAUUUCAUUGAAGGUGAUACUGAUUCAUCUUAUUGGGCAAUCGCUGGCGACCCAAAUCUUCCUAACACUCAAGCAUUUCAAGCAAUUGUUACUGAUAAACAAUUUUAUGAUAAAAACAUUUUCAAAUUCGCACCAUUUGAUUUCUUUUGUUUUGAUGAGAAAUUUAAACCUAAAUUAAAGAAUAAAGCUGAAGAAAAAGCACAUGAGAAGAAGUUAUUGGGUUUAGCAAUUGAGAAACAAGGUGAUAACAUGGUUGCUUUAUGCCCUAAGUGUUAUACAUCAUUCAACGGUUCAAUUGAUGGAAGUGAUUUUAAAAAGAUUGCACAAAAAAUGAAAGGUGUUAGUUUAAGACAAAAUAAACAAUUAACACCUAAAAAUUAUUUGGAUAUAAUAAAUGAUAAAGUCAUUUUCGAUGGUCAAAAUAUUAAUUUACAACUUAAAAAUGGGUCAAUGACUCGCUUAACAAUUGGUAAGACUGCAUUAACAGGAGCACACACUAAAGCUGUAUGUUGUGAAAAUGGAUGUUGUAUGCCAUUUAUUUAA
Trichomonas vaginalis G3 is the source of this 2067-nucleotide messenger RNA. Its product is annotated as DNA/RNA polymerases family. The transcript has a single exon. The record is from RefSeq and is a predicted model, not a curated record. NCBI's taxonomy places the organism in Eukaryota, Parabasalia, Trichomonadida, Trichomonadidae. Bases 1 to 2067 code for a protein of 688 amino acids.